Messenger RNA from Rosa chinensis, 543 nucleotides. RefSeq names its product squamosa promoter-binding protein 1. Bases 1 to 543 code for a protein of 180 amino acids. Gene Ontology annotation, cellular component: nucleus. The transcript has 2 exons. Lineage: Eukaryota; Viridiplantae; Streptophyta; Magnoliopsida; Rosales; Rosaceae. The record is from RefSeq and is a predicted model, not a curated record. Gene Ontology annotation, molecular function: DNA binding.
AUGGAAGAGAGUAAAAGCAAGCAGAGGAAGCAGGAGAACCCCCAUGUGGUGGUGAAGAAGGAGGUGGAGGAGGAGGAGGUUCUGUACAGUAAGAAGAAGAAAUUACAAGUUGUUAGUGGAAGUGGAAGUGGAAGUGGAUCUGUGAAGAACCAGAACCUGAACCAGAUGAUGAGAUGUUGUCAGGCUGACAAGUGUACAGCUGAUCUGAGUGAUGCAAAGCUCUACCAUAGAAGGCAUAAGGUGUGUGACCAUCAUUCUAAGGCUCCAGUUGUGCUUUUGGCUGGGAUCAGCCAAAGAUUUUGCCAGCAAUGCAGCAGAUUCCACGAGCUAUCAGAAUUUGAUGACACCAAGAGGAGUUGUCGGAGGCGCUUGGCUGGCCACAAUGAACGGCGAAGGAAGAAUUCCUCCGAGUCUUAUGCAGAAGGCUCAAGCCGCAAAGGGACUAGUACUCAGUCGUGUGGGAAGGUUGAUGAUAUGGGAUCCGGAAGAAUUCAGAUCAACAUCCAAGAAAACUCGACUUGCAAGCAUUUCCAGAUCAGAUAA